Hemicordylus capensis (graceful crag lizard) is the source of this 4494-nucleotide messenger RNA. RefSeq names its product arylacetamide deacetylase-like 4. Gene Ontology annotation, molecular function: carboxylic ester hydrolase activity. The coding region runs from base 1 to 1233 and encodes 410 amino acids. Gene Ontology annotation, cellular component: membrane. The transcript has 4 exons. Lineage: Eukaryota; Metazoa; Chordata; Lepidosauria; Squamata; Cordylidae. The record is from RefSeq and is a predicted model, not a curated record.
AUGGAGCUACUCUGGGCUCUCUUCCUCGGGGUUGUAGGCGUUGUAGCAACUCCUUUUGCCUUGCUGUUCUUCUGGGCAGUUUAUUACGAUUUCUCGAGGACCCGCAUUCCCCCUGGACUCGCCCAUCCGUGGAAGCUUCGGUUGAUUCACUGGGUCUUCAUUAUGAUCAUCACUGCGGGGGAGAUCUGUGAACGUCUAGGCCUCUGCAGACAGGUUGCUGUCGUCCGCUUUAUUACAGAACUCAAGAGGACAAGGUUGGAUCCCAGCCUCUUCUUUAAAGAUCUGCACUUCAGUGGGGUGCCUGUUCGGGUUUACUACCCUAAAGCACCAUCUGCUGGCCUCAGAAGGGGGUUGGUCUUCUGCCAUGGAGGAUGUGGCACGUUUGGAAGCAUCGCUCUCUAUCACAACAUUUGCAACAUAAUCACCAAGAAGGGCGAUUUAGUCCUCGUGUCUGUUGGCUAUCGCCUGGCUCCCGAGCAUCCGUACCCUACUCAGUACCAAGACUGCCUCACUGCCACGCUGCACUUUCUGCAAAACGCAAACGCCUAUGGGGUGGAUCCUUCCCAGGUCAUCAUCAGCGGGGAAAGCAUUGGAGGGAUUUUUGCUUCUGCGGUCGCCCAGAAGCUAGUGGGGAGAACAGACGUCCCCAAGCUACGUGCUCAAGUGCUGAUCUAUUCCGGCUUCCAGGUCAUGGACUUCAACUUGCCUUCCAAUCAGCAGAACUCUGCGAUUCCAUUAUUGUACCGAGACAGCGCCAUCUAUUUUGGAACAAAGUAUUUUGGGAAGAGCACUUCUCUGUGUGAUGACAUCCUGAAGGGCUCCCAUGUGCCCAAUGAGAUGAGGCUGAAAUAUGGGAAGUGGGUCAGUGCGGACAAUAUUCCAGAAAGGUUUAAGCGUCGAGGCUACCAACAAGUACCCCUCGCCUCUUAUAAGCCUGAAGUGUAUCGGCAGUUUCCAGAGUUAUUGGAAGUCACGUUUUCCUCUCUUUUCGCUGAAGACUCUGUGAUCCGGCAGCUGCCGGAGACGUUAAUAGUGAGCUGCGAAUAUGACGCCUACCGGGAUGACUCUCUCCUGUACAAGAAACGGCUGGAGGACAGUGGCGUGCGAGUCCAUUGGUUCCAUGCGGAAAAUAGUUCCCACGGAGUGAUAAUUACCUGUGACUUUGGCUUUUUUGCACUCCCUGGUGCAAUAGAAAUCCUGGACCAAGUUGCAGACUUUGUCAAAAGUUUAUGAGACGUAAAACAACAUGGCUACCAGUCCAGUUCUGGAAAUAUUCUACGUAUCUCCAGGCCAACAGAAAGAGGGAGCUACGAAUAUGAUGCCUUCCGGGAUGACUUAUGCCAAAUACAUUCCUGAUCUUCCCCACAGCUAUCCUAAGAUAUCAUCAUACGCAAGGCAAUAGCUUUUUGCCCACUGCUCUUCCAGGCCAAGUCAUUGGUGCAACUCUAAAUAACAACAACAACAACAACAAAGAUCUACAAAUUGACAUUGAAAGGCUGUGGCAGAAAAAGACCAAAAUAAUCCCACUGGUAAUUGCUGCCCUGGGUGCAGUUCCAAAAGACCUUGAAGAGCACCUCAACACCAUCGAGGCCACAGAAAUCACCACCAGCCAAUUACAAAAAGCAACUUUACUGGGAACAGCCGAUAUUCUGUGACGAUAUCUAUAACAACAGCAACAACAUUGACAAUAAAAUACAGCUAUCCCAGGUCCUUGGGAAGGACUCGAUGUCUGGAUAAAACAAACCAGUCAAUAACACCUGUCUGACUGUGUAAAUAAAUAAAUAAAUAAAUAAAUAAAUGUAAAACAAGUUAAAAUAAUUGACAAAGCAAUACCAGGGGAUAGGAGAAUAGAAGAAAAAGAAAUAGAAAAAAUAACAAAAUACCAAGAUCUACAAAUCGAAAUUGAAGGGCUGUGGCAGAAAAAGACCAAAAUAAUCCCAGUGGUAAUUGGCACCCUAGGUGCAAUUCCAAAACAAAUUGAAAAGUUACAUCUUGAGUUACAUCCAGAACAAGAACCAACCUAAGAAAAGCAAAGAUCUGGAAGAACUAUAUAUCCACAUGCAUAAGGACUAUGGACACAAUUUGACCUUCAGCCACACUUUAUGGGAUCAAGAAUAUAGGCUAUUUCUUUGUAAUUGUGUGCUUUAUAACAUAUGUUUAUUCAUCCUUUGUGUGUGUGGGAAUAGACUCUCUAUAAUGGCUUAAGAAUGGCAACUUGAAGAAAGAAACAGAGGGUUUAAUACUGGCUGCACAAGAACAGGCACUAAGAACAAAUGCAAUAAGAGCAAAAGUCGAAAAGUCAACAACAAACAGCAAGUGCCGCCUUUGUGAAGAAGCAGAUGAAACCGUGGACCACCUAAUCAGCUGUUGUAAAAAGAUUGCACAGACUGACGACAAACAAAGGGGUGACAAGGUAGCAGGGAUGAUACACUGGAACAUCUGCAAAAAAUACAAGCUAAUUGCAGCCAAAAAUUGGUGGGACCAUAAAAUUGAAAAAGUUGAAGAAAAUGAAGAUGUAAAAAUAUUAUGGGACUUCCUAAUACAAACAGACAAACAUCUGCCACACAAUACACCAGAUAUCACUGUAGUCGAGAAGAAAGAAAAACAAGUCAAAAUAAUCGACAUAGCAAUACCAGGGGAUAGCAGAAUAGAAGAAAAAGAAAUAGAAAAAAUCACGAAAUACAAAGAUCUACAAAUUGAAAUUGAAAGGCUGUGGCAGAAGAAGACCAAAAUAAUCCCAGUGGUCAUUGGCGCCCUGGGUGCAGUUCCAAAAGACCUUGAAGAGCACCUCAACACCAUCGGGGCCACAGAAAUCACCAUCAGCCAAUUACAAAAAGCAACUUUACUGGGAACAGCCUAUAUUCUGCGACGAUAUCUAUAACAACAGCAACAACACUGACGAUAGAAUUCAGCCAUCCCAGUUCCUUGGGAAGGACUCGAUGUCUGGAUAAAACAAACCAGUCUAUAACACCUGUCUGACUGUGUAAACAACAACAACAACAACAAUAAUAGUAAUAUAAUAUAUGGAGUAUCACUCAGCCCAUAGACCAACUUUGCACUGCUUUGAAUGUGUACAAUCUAGGUUUUUCCGGUCCCUUUUUGGUAUACCUAAGUUUGUUGCCAAAGCUUUAUUGAGACUGGAGACUGGCCUGGUGAGAGAAGAGACCAGAUUAUGGAUAACAGCAGUUAAUUAUUGUCACAGGCUGAAUACUAUGCCUUUGGGCCUGGCUUGGUCCUCUUACUCUGAGCGACAAUUUCCAUUCUAGUUAGCUGAAAUGUAUCACCCACAAACUCCUUAUUUGUGGCCUGUCUUGGGACAAUCUCUUCAUGAAGAGAGCUGGUCUUGUAGUAGCAAGCAUGACUUGUCCCCUUAGCUAAGCAGAGUCUGCCCUGGUUGCAUAUGAAUGGGAGACUAGAAGUGUGAGCACUGGAAGAUAUUCCCCUCCUUAGGGGAUGGGGCCGCUCUGGGAAGAGCAUCUAGGUUCCAGGUUCCCUCCCUGGCAGCAUCUCCAAGAUAGGGCUGAGAGAGACUUCUGCCUGCAACCUUGGAGAAGCCGCUGCCAGUCUGUGAAGGCGAUACUCAGCUAGAUGGACCAAUGGUCUGACUCAGUAUAUGACAGCUUCCUAUGCUCCUAUGUUAAACAGGGAGCUGGCCAAAUAAAUGAUUGUACGGUCUUUUUUAGAUCUAGAACAGUAAUUCAAUUUGAGCCACAUUCCUUCCUUUUGCAAGACCCUAGCUGAAAUUGAUGGGAGAGCAAUGGCAUAUGCCUUUUAUACUCUGACAUACCUUAAAUAUUGAUAGGCUUCCUCAAGGGCAAGAUAUAAUGUCCUCCCCUCCCUGCUGAUAUAGUAAAAUCCUCACUGUAUGUCGUCUGUUUCCUUGUGGAGCGGAAGGAAUUGAAACUAUAAAACACGUGCUCUUGUAUUGCAGAUUUUAUUCUGAUAAAGUCACAAUUGGAUUUUUCCUUUUUUACUGAAAUCUCUGGGGCACUCUGAUGACAUUUAUGUCACAUUGCUUUUAGUAGAUCAAAGGUAUCAGGUCACCUAUAAUGUUGCUAAGUUUUGUUCUUUCGCUUCUAGACUGCGGCAGUCUUUGAUAGCAGAAUUAGGGCGCUUUCCAGAGUCCCUGCUCAACAGCAGCAAAAUGCUUCCGUCCAGGCAAAUCACAUUCAAAACAUAAAUAGUAAAGAGCCCAGCAGGGGGAGCAGACUUGCGAAAACCAACAACCUCGCAAACCAGCAACUUUUUCAUGCUGGAUAUACGAUGUCAUCGCACUAUUAAAUUCGAAACAAGGCAUUGGAAAUAUGAACGCCACCGUACGAAAGACCACGGUGUCACAACACAGGAAGUGUGGAAGCACACUUCAGAGAUUCGUCAUGACCCCGUUGCAGGGUCUAAUCUGGAAAGCACCCAGUUCUGUUCUGCUUUUGAUGUAUCAUCUAUUAUUAUUAACUAUGUGCCUUUCUGUUGGACUCUGGCUGUAAUAAAGAUUGG